GGAGGAGCUUUUCUGCGGCGCCUGCGCGGGGCCGUCCUCGUCUUCUCUUUGUUGGGCGUCGGGGGUUGGGCGCCAUUUUGCGCGGCGGCUGAGUGGAGGCGCUGAUUGGGUUUCGGGGACCGGUGGCGGAGCCAAUCAGAGCGGGACCCGAACCGGGGGAGCAAGGCACGGUUUCCAGUUGAGGACUGAAUAGAGGGUUGUCACUAGAAAAACAAUGGAGCAAUACACAGCAAACAGCAAUAGCUCAACAGAACAGAUUGUGGUGCAGGCUGGACAAAUUCAGCAACAGCAGGGCGGUGUCACUGCUGUCCAGUUGCAGACUGAGGCCCAGGUGGCAUCUGCCUCAGGCCAGCAAGUCCAGACCCUCCAGGUAGUCCAGGGUCAGCCACUGAUGGUACAAGUAAGUGGAGGCCAGCUGAUCACAUCAACUGGUCAGCCAAUCAUGGUACAGGCUGUACCUGGGAGUCAAGGUCAGACCAUUAUGCAAGUUCCAGUUUCAGGAUCACAAGGACUUCAGCAGAUUCAGUUGGUCCAACCUGGUCAGAUUCAGAUUCAGGGUGGACAGGCAGUGCAAGUUCAGGGUCAGCAGGGCCAGACUCAGCAAAUCAUCAUCCAGCAGCCACAAACAGCAGUUACUGCUGGCCAAACACAGACCCAGCCACAAAUUGCAGUUCAAGGGCAGCAAGUAGCCCAGACGGCAGAGGGACAGACAAUUGUCUAUCAACCAGUUAAUGCUGAUGGAACAAUUCUUCAACAAGUUACAGUCCCUGUUACAGGCAUGAUCACCAUCCCAGCAGCCAGUUUGGCUGGAGCACAAAUAGUUCAGACGGGCGCCAACACCAACACAACCAGCAGUGGACAAGGGACUGUAACUGUGACGCUGCCUGUUGCUGGAAAUGUGGUUAAUUCAGGUGGGAUGGUAAUGAUGGUACCAGGCACUGGAUCAGUUCCAGCCAUCCAGAGGAUACCUUUGCCUGGAGCUGAGAUGCUUGAAGAGGAGCCCUUGUACGUGAAUGCUAAACAGUACCAUCGGAUUCUGAAGAGGAGGCAAGCAAGAGCCAAGCUGGAAGCUGAAGGGAAAAUUCCUAAAGAGAGGAGGAAAUAUCUGCAUGAGUCACGGCAUCGUCAUGCCAUGGCAAGGAAGCGGGGAGAAGGUGGACGUUUUUUUUCACCAAAAGAAAAGGAUAGUCCUCACAUGCAGGAUCCUAGCCAGGCAAACGAAGAAGCAAUGACACAGAUGAUUAGAGUAUCCUAACAGCCAGUUAAAGAACAAAGCACCUGGACAAAUACCUUGUGUCCCUGGAACAGUUCUCUAUUCUGCUUAUCAAACUUCUGAAUGGGAAAAUUUGCCAUAUGCACAGCCUGUUCUCUUUUUCAGAACAAAUACCACACUCUCAGUGAGUGGUUUGUCUUAGGAUUUUAACUGCAAUGGACUCCGCACACAGAAACACCCAUGGACCCACCCAGUUGGACCCAGGGAGUUGGAAAGUCUGACUCAGUAGGGCUUUAACAUCCUUGACAAUAACAGUGGCAUGACUUGAAACUGUCACUGCCUCAGCAAUAACUGGCAUAUUGAAAUAGGGCUAGCUGCAUCAUUUGGAAGUUAUGGCUCUUGAACCACACAGGAAUGCUAAUAUUUGGAACUGCCAGAGCUGAUGUUGUUUGUUGUUAGUUGAUUUUUUUUAAUUUUUGGUUCAAUGUAGCCUUCUUGGUCCCAGCUGAACCCCACAGCCUCAUAUUUUAUAUCUUCUGGUAACAAAACAUUUCACUGAAGAAGCAUCUUCUCUAAUAGGAUUCCGGCAAGAUGCUGUAAGUUUUUCUUGACAUACUGUCCUAUGUAAAUUGUCACCAACUAUUUGUCUGAGACAGAAUUAAUCUAUUGUCUUAAAGUAUUGGGAAAGUUAUCAGACAUGAGGUAAUGCAUGCAUGGUCGACUGGGUACCAGGGAGACUGCAUAGUGACCCAAGGAACAGUCAUAGUGGGGGAAUAGGCUAGCAUUGUGUGUCAGUUAAAGCUCCUUGACUUGCUGUUCCUACAAACUGGGAAAUGCAGGCUGCAAUUAUUCCAAGAUGCACAAAUUGGCCCUGUCCUUGCCACAGUUAUUUCUCUCAUAUCAGAGCAUUAUAUACAACACUGUGAGCAUUAGGCAGGAUGUGAAACCCACAUAAUUGCUCUAACCGAACCAUAUCUCAUUACACCCUGCUGUAGCUCAGACAGCUUUGUCCAUGAGAAUUACUGUGGACAGUUCUUUCAAGCUUUUUUAUAAUGAUCUUUGUAAAAUGGCACUUAAUUCUGUAGCCUUCAUUUUCUGUUGUGCUGUUCUUUUUUCUCAUUUUGAUUGUUUGAUGAUUAAUCAUUAUGCCAAGGGGUAAAACAGCAUCCUCUCCCUCUCACUUGGCUGUUUCUUUCCGGCAAGCAUCACUUUGCUACCUUUUACAUCUCUCCAAGAUUAUAUUUUUCCCUUAUCACUACUCACUUAGAUAAUACCAUGAGGUCCAGCUAACACUGUUAUGCUUUGUUGUGUUCACAGGCUUAUGUUUAAGCCUGCAUUGCUUCUCAAGAUUGAGAGUGAAGUAGAAUUAGAACAGGCUCAUCCUUGAAAGAUGAGAAGUAAACUGCACAGUGAAAACAGUAGCAAGACACUGCAUGAAAAAGAAGGUGCCUGGAAAUUGACCACUGAGUUUUUAAGAGGGAUCUUGUGGUAUCAGAACAGGUGCCAUAAUGUUUGGAGGUUGCUCUCUAGUGGGAAAUAAAUAGAUCAUUCUUCACUCAAUCUUGAAAUAGCUUAGAUAUUGGCACAUUUGCAAGGUCCCUUUUUCAUUACUUAAAAUGGAAAAAAAACCCAGAAAGGUAGAUUUGAGAGAGAAUGAUUGGUGGUAGUAAAUCAGCAGAGAUGGCUUGUCCAUGGGCUAAAAUGAUACGGCUUUCAAAUUGUCUAACUUAAUUCCAGCCUAUGAAAAGUUCAGAUAACUGAAACUCAACAGUGAUGUCAAGCUCAAGAGUUUGGUUAAAACACAUCAUAAAUCUGUGUGUGUAGCAGAGUUUAAGGUGUUUAUGGCUACGCAGAGUUCCAGUGCUCUAACAUAAGUUAUUGUAAGUGAAGAUGCACAUUUUUUUCUGUUUGUAUACACUGCAGUUAUGUGCAGUUGAUAACCCUGCAUGCAGGUCGCAUGUUUCUGAAUGUUUUUGUUUUUUUAAAUUUCUGAUAGCCUUUCUGUUGACUCCUUUGCAUUUCCAGCAUCCUGGGUGCCUUUGAUUACCAUUGUGGUAUUCUUCCACUGGCUGUUUCAGUGUUGUCUAGCAUUUCUUUUCACUGGUUUUACAAUAAAAUAUACAAUUUAAGUUACAGUCUUAGUGAAGGAACAAUGAAUGCUUUUUUAAUACUGUUUUUCAGUUGUUGUAAAUAUCUAAAGUAUUGGUACGUUCUGAGAUUCUGAUAGACGUAGUGAGGGGGAAAUGCUGUACAGUCUGAAUUAAAGAUGUUUCUCCAUGUGUUUUCCCUUUCAUUUGUCAGUUUAUUACUGCAAACUAGGAUGUUAAGAGAAUCAAGGUUCUCUUAAUUCUUUGUGUGUGUAAAAUUAUAACAUGACCCUUGCAACUAAAAAAGACCAAGCCAUCACUACCUUUUUCAACCUUAAUAAAACAAACAACAAAAUUGGUCUUUGAUACCUGUGUGUAGAUGAUGCAGACACCUAUUUAAUUGUUGGUCUUUAGAGGAUUCCUAUAGUUAGGUUUUUCUGUAAUGGUGUAAAAUGUCCUGAUAGGAUCUAUUAUACCAAUGACUUAGACUUCAUGUGUGUAGGUCAAAUUUAUUUCAAAAUAUUUGUUAAUAUUGAGAGUCUCAAACUGCAACAUAUUGCAAACUGUUCUAAUCCUGGGGGGAAAUUAAAGAAGUAAUCCCAAACACAAACUCUUAAUUGGAAAUUAAAAACGAGGCCAUGAAAUAUUUAAUUGGGGAUAGAUUUAAGGGGUAAAGCUGUAGUGGGUAUGAGGAAAAUAUAAAUUCUUAUUAAUUUAUAAGGCACUGGAACAUUGAGCCCAUUUGGAGCUGUUUGAUACUUUUGGGGCAGUGUAGAAACCCCCAAGGCUAACGUUUUUCAAAUAUUUUGCAUGUUAAAAAAAAUCAGUUUCUUGGGUUGUGAAUGGGGAUAGGGGCAUUGAUAUUUGUGAAAUUGUACGGCAAAGUUUGUAUAUAGUUCAAAAGUUUAUAAUUUUUUAUGCUGCAUUUUGAAGUGUAUUUUGUCUUUAAUAGAUACAACUGUAAGUACUGUGUACAUUAUU
This is a messenger RNA of Rhineura floridana, 4281 nucleotides long. RefSeq names its product nuclear transcription factor Y subunit alpha (gene NFYA). Gene Ontology annotation, molecular function: DNA-binding transcription factor activity, RNA polymerase II-specific; RNA polymerase II cis-regulatory region sequence-specific DNA binding. Bases 215 to 1255 code for a protein of 346 amino acids. The transcript has 10 exons. Gene Ontology annotation, biological process: regulation of transcription by RNA polymerase II. NCBI's taxonomy places the organism in Eukaryota, Metazoa, Chordata, Lepidosauria, Squamata, Rhineuridae. Gene Ontology annotation, cellular component: CCAAT-binding factor complex. The record is from RefSeq and is a predicted model, not a curated record.